Penicillium arizonense is the source of this 1005-nucleotide messenger RNA. RefSeq names its product fungal specific transcription factor domain-containing protein. The record is from RefSeq and is a predicted model, not a curated record. Gene Ontology annotation, molecular function: DNA-binding transcription factor activity, RNA polymerase II-specific; RNA polymerase II cis-regulatory region sequence-specific DNA binding. NCBI's taxonomy places the organism in Eukaryota, Fungi, Ascomycota, Eurotiomycetes, Eurotiales, Aspergillaceae. The coding region runs from base 1 to 1005 and encodes 334 amino acids. Gene Ontology annotation, cellular component: nucleus. The transcript has 2 exons. Gene Ontology annotation, biological process: positive regulation of transcription from RNA polymerase II promoter by galactose.
AUGGUAUCUGAUACUUUCAUUGAGACUAAGCUUCCACGAAACGUGGACGACUCGACGUGCACGUUGGAGGCGGCUAUACCUGAUUCAAUUGAAUACCCUACUUCCUACUCAGCGAUUAUUGCGCAAGCUCGCAUGUCAUCAAUUGGGAAUGUAGUUUUCAGUGAGAUAAUUUCCUCCUCGAACCAAAGCCUCUUGGACCUGAGGAUUUCGCGCUCUAUCGACAACCAACUUAAAGCCUGGAAACUCUCACUUCCCUCUUACUUCGCGGUUCAAAGUGUUCCAGAAUGGUUCCGUGGCCCACGAGCGAUUGUCCUAUGGAAAGAAGAAAACAUUCGAUUGCUGCUGUGGUGGGGUACUAAGCGAAUGUGCACAUCACCGUCUGAUCACGAAGAAGCACAGAAUAUGUGCAACUUUACGGCAGUUGAGACGAUUCAAGAUAUCUCAAACUUUUGUCGUGACAACUCGGAGAUACUGCACACUGGCGUCAGCUGGUAUGCUACAUACUACCUCUUCCAAGCGGCAGUUGUUCUGAGCAUCCACCACCUUCGUCCUACGGAAUCUGUUCAUAGAGGCUUAGGGGAGGUAAGUCAAGAGCUUUGGUUCUCUUCCAUUACGAGAUCUCGUGACUGCUUGGCUUCCUUGAGCCGAACCAAUACGGCUGCAACGCGGUGUCUCGAGGUCCUUGAAAGAAUAAGCGACCAACCUCAGCAUGCCCAACACCACUCAUCUUUGGCCUCAGAAUCGCAGGCGAAUCGUCAAUCAGAAAUUGUACAGCACGAAGCUGUCCCCGGCGAUGUAGAGGUUCCUUCCACAAUGCUAGCUGUUGACCCUACACUUCAAAUGCUUUUCGAGGAUACUUUGUGGGAUAAGGACCUUUUUCAAGGCCUCGAUGGUUUUCCCAGCACAGGCGAGGGGGAAGCAUUUGAUUAUGUUCCAUCCAAUACUGACCAGGGGUGGCUCAGAUCCUCAGACCCAGGCGGCCAGGAUUUAAAUUACACCCAGUGA